Crotalus tigris (Tiger rattlesnake) is the source of this 2349-nucleotide messenger RNA. RefSeq lists its product as uncharacterized. Gene Ontology annotation, biological process: DNA integration. Gene Ontology annotation, molecular function: nucleic acid binding; RNA-DNA hybrid ribonuclease activity. The record is from RefSeq and is a predicted model, not a curated record. NCBI's taxonomy places the organism in Eukaryota, Metazoa, Chordata, Lepidosauria, Squamata, Viperidae. The annotation marks the transcript as partial. The transcript is spliced from 5 exons.
AUAGGACUCGAUUGGUUUGAAGCCUUGGGGAUACACGUCACGGGGCUCAACAGCUUACAAACACUCGACCUACAGGAAGUCUGCAAAGAAUUUGCAGAUGUCUUCAGCCCCCAGCUGGGCACAUUCAAGGGACCCCCUGUGUCCUUAAAACUAGACCCCACUGUCACACCCAUUAGAAUUAAAGCAAGAAGGGUCCCUUUUGCUUUAAAGAGUAAAAUUGACACUGAGUUAGACAAACUGAUCCAACAGGGAAUCCUAGAACCUGUUGAUUCCAGCCCUUGGGAGACCCCCAUUGUCACGCCUCUAAAGGCAAAUGGGGACAUUCGCAUUUGUGCUGACUACAAAUGCACUCUUAAUAAGGCAUUGCAGCAACAUGCCUAUCCUGUUCCUCUGGUCAGUCAUAUUCUGGCCUCCCUCAAGGGGGGGGCUCAGACUAUUGUGACCCACAGGGGAGCCUUUAAGGUAAAAAGGCUACAGUUUGGGGUGAAUGUCGCUCCUGGGAUUUUCCAAAUCGUAAUGGAAAACACACUACGGGGCAUACCGGGGGUUUGCCCCUACUUUGAUGAUGUCUUAAUUGCAGGAGACGCCACACACAUUCUAGCUGAAAGGCUAAGUGACCAUAAGCCUCUGCUGGGACUGUUUACCACACGUAAACAAACUCCCCAAAUCAUUUCCCCUAGAAUGCUUAGGUGGUCUAUUUUUCUGUCUGCAUAUGAUUUUUCCUUACUCCACAAGCCUGGGAAAGAAAUGGGCCAUGCUGAUGGCCUCAGUAGAUUGCCCCUGCCAGUAGUAGAAGCUGACCCUGCGCCAGCUGUCAACAUUCUAUCCAUCCAAGCCUUGCCCGAGUCCCCUCUGAAUGCCAGGGAUGUCGCCGCUGAAACAGGCACAGAUCACACACUUUCACGUGUCCUUUCUUGGGUUUUGUCUGGAUGGCCUGAGCACUACCCUAGUCCUGAGUUUCAGAGUUUCUGGUCCAAAAGGAACGAGUUGUCCACUUCUCAGGGUUGUCUGCUUUGGGGAAACAGAGUUGUCAUUCCCACCUCAAUGAGGACUAGGAUCUUAGAGUCCCUCCACGAGGGUCAUCCUGGCAUUGUUCGCAUGAAGGCCCUUGCGCGCAGCCACUUGUGGUGGCCUGGUUUAGAUAAGGACAUUGAGGCUAAGGUGCAUGCAUGCCACCUGUGCCAGCGCUCUCGCCCAGAGAUGCCCCAAGCUCCUGUGCAUAGAUGGGAGGAUACACAGUCCCCAUGGUCUAGGGUGCACAUUGACUACGCUGGGCCCUUUCAGGGCCAGUUCUUCUUGGUCCUCGUUGAUAGUCAUUCAAAAUGGCUUGAGGUUGUACCUGUCUUAUCCACCACCACUGCAAAGACUAUUCAGGUACUGAGGGGGAUUUUUGCUGCACACGGGCUCCCAGAUGUCAUCGUGUCUGACAACGGCCCUCAAUUUACUUCCUCCGAAUUCCAAGCUUUCUUACAGGCUAACAUGAUUCGUCAUGCCACGUCUGCACCCUUCCACCCGUCCACCAACGGUAUGGCUGAACGCAUGGUCCGCAUCACAAAGGACGCCUUGAAAAGACUGCGCAAACUUACUACGAAGCUUGACCGGUUGCAUUUGCAAACUCAGGCAUUUACCCAACAACGCCUGGCCCAAUACGCAGAACUAUUCACUUCGGAAAAUAUUUCCUUUGAACGCUGCAACACGCUUAACCCGGCUACACUGUUGCCAAUUAACCUGAAAGACAAAAUGUUACAUGACUGCUUGCACCUAGUCCAAGAUGCCGAGCUGCCACGUCUGGAUUUAACAGAUGAUCCCCUCUCAAACCCAGACCUAGAAUUGUUUACCGAUGGCUCUUCCUACCUUCUGGAUGGGACCCGCAUAACGGGAGCAGCAGUUGUCUCCCUGCAUGAGUCAGUCUGGGCUUCCCCCUUGCCUUCCCACUACGGUGCUCAAGCAGCCAAGCUCAUUGCAUUGAAAAAGGCAUGUGAAAUAGCUGAGAACCGGUCUGCCAAUAUAUAUACAGACUUCAGAUACACUUUUGGGGUCUGCCAUGUGACCGGUGCCCUUUGGAAACAGAGAGUUUUUUUCACAUCCAGCGGCCAACCAAUUGCUCACGCGGACCUCAUAUCUGAUGUGUUAAAAGCUAUCCAUCUACCCUCAUCCCUAGCAGUCAUCCAUUGCAAACCAAACCAAAGGGAUGAUUCAAGGGUUACAAAAGGGAACCACUUUGCCAACGUCACAGCUAAGUGGGCUGCCACUCAACCCCUAAAAGCAUUUACCACACUCCCCACAUUACAAUUAAGACCAACAGUACAAUACCAAGAUUUGCUGAAGCCUGGGGAGGGAAAAGCAUGA